This is a messenger RNA of Gadus macrocephalus (Pacific cod), 3739 nucleotides long. RefSeq lists its product as uncharacterized. Bases 130 to 3582 code for a protein of 1150 amino acids. Gene Ontology annotation, molecular function: zinc ion binding; protein binding. The record is from RefSeq and is a predicted model, not a curated record. The transcript has 5 exons. NCBI's taxonomy places the organism in Eukaryota, Metazoa, Chordata, Actinopteri, Gadiformes, Gadidae.
GAGGGGAGAGGAGGUCAUGAAACUUAGGUUAAGAUAAACCAAAGCACCCGACGUGGAAGCAGUUCCCUCGUUCAGGAGAAAAAUAAAACGCAUUUUGAAAUUCGCUGACUGACAGAACUACAUCAAGGAAUGGCCUCUGCUAACACUUCCUGGUAUGAAGAGAACUUUUCAUGUUCCAUCUGUCUGGAUGUCUUCAGCAGCCCAGUUACCACACCGUGUGGACACAACUUCUGCAGAACCUGUAUUACUAAGUUCUGGGAUGAACAAGUCAAGUACAAAUGUCCCGUUUGCAACGAGCUUUUCAACACAAGACCUGAUUUACGGGUCAAUAUCCUCUUUUCAGAGAUGGUUGAUCGGUUUGGAACGUCCCUACGAGUAAAAGAGCAGCCUUGCGUUGAACCAGCAGAAGUUCCCUGUGACGUCUGUACUGGGACCCAGCUGAAGGCUGUGAAGUCCUGCCUAAUGUGUCUUACCUCUUACUGCCAAACCCACCUGGAGCCACAUCAGAGAGUCUCUGGCCUGAAGAAACAUCGGCUGGUCGAGCCUAUGGACCGUCUGGAAGACAGGAUGUGUAAGAAACACAACCGACUUCUGGAGCUCUUCUGCAAGACUGAACAGGUGUGUGUGUGUCUGUUGUGCACAGUGACGGACCACAAGUCCCAUCUUGUUAUUCCUCUGAAGGAGGAAUAUGAAGUGAAGACGGCCCAGCUGGGGAAGAUAGAGGCUGAAGUUAAGCAGUUGAUCCAGGAGAGACAAAAGAAUAUUCAGGAGAUUAAAGACACAGUUAAACGCAGCAAAGCAGACGCAGACAGAGAGAUAGCUGAUGGUGUGCAGGUCCUCACUGCUCUGAUGCGCCGAAUUGAAAAGUGCCGGGAUGAUCUCAACCAAAUGGUUAAAGAGAAACUGAAAUCCACAGAGAAACAAGCUGAAGACCUCAUCAAAGGGCUGGAACAGGAAAUAGAAGAUCUGACCAAUAGAAGCUCAGAGGUGAAGCAGCUCUCACACACUAAAGACCACCUCCACUUCCUCCAGGCCUUCAGAUCCCUGAAGGAUCCUCCACCCACCAGGGACUGGACCACGGUGGAGGUCCGUCCUCCGUCAUACGUAGGGACCUUGAGGAGAUCCCUGGAUCAGCUGGAGGAGACACUGAACAUGGAGAUGAAGAAGCUGUGUGAUGCUGAACUGAAGAGGGUCCAGCAGUAUGAAGUGGAUGUGACUCUGGAUCCUGAUACAGCUCAUCCCAGUCUCAUCCUGUCUGAGGAUGGGAAACAGGUACAUGAUGGAGGUGUAGAGAAGAGACUCCCAGACAACCCUAAGAGAUUUAAAUGGCGUAUGUUUGUUCUCACGAGGCAGAGCUUCUCCUCAGGGAGAUUUUACUUUGAGGUCCAGGUUAAAGACAAGACUCUAUGGUGGUUAGGAGUGGCCAGAGAGUCCAUCGACAGAAAAGGUCUGACAGAGUGGACCCCUGAGAACGGUUACUGGACUCUUCUCAACAACAAGGAUGUGUUGGUAUUUGGAGAUAACCCUUCUGUCCGCCCCCCUCUGAGAGCUGAGCUCCAGAAGGUGGGGGUGUUUGUUGAUUAUGAUGAGGGUCUGCUCUCCUUCUAUGAUGUGGAAGCCAGGGUUCAUCUCUACUCUGCUACUGGCUGCACCUUCAGUGAGCCUCUCUAUCCACUCCUCCACCCAGGUCCCCGUGUUUAUGAAGUUAACUCUGCCCCCCUCAUCAUCUCACCUGUCAAUCAAACACUCAUCCAGGAUUUGACCUGUCCUGGUCUCAGUGACCUGUCCCUACUGCUGUCCCCGGUCUCAGUGACCUGUCCGUACUGCUGUCCCGGUCUCAGUGACCUGUCCCCGGUCUCAGUGACCUGUCCCUACUGCUGUCCCGGUCUCAGUGACCUGUCCCUACUGCUGUCCCCGGUCUCAGUGACCUGUCCCUACUGCUGUCCCGGUCUCAGAAUGGCCUCUGCUAACACCUCCUGGCCUGAAGAGAACUUUUCAUGUUCCAUCUGUCUGGAUGUGUUCAGCAGCCCAGUUUCCACACCAUGUGGACACAACUUCUGCAGAACCUGUAUUACUAAGUUCUGGGAUGAACAAGUCAAGUACAAAUGUCCCAUUUGCAACGAGCUUUUCAACACAAGACCUGAUUUACGGGUCAAUAUCCUCUUUUCAGAGAUGGUUGAUCGGUUUGGAACGUCCGUACGGGUAAAAGAGCAGCCUUGUGUUGAACCAGGAGAAGUUCCCUGCGACGUCUGUACUGGGACCCAUCUGAAGGCCGUGAAGUCCUGCCUAAUGUGUCUUACCUCUUACUGCCAAACCCACCUGGAGCCACACCAUAGAGUCGCAGGCCUGAAGAAACAUCGGCUGGUCGAGCCUAUGGACCGUCUGGAAGACAGGAUGUGUAAGAAACACGACCGACUUCUGGAGCUCUUCUGCCAGACUGAACAGGUGUGUGUGUGUCGGUUCUGCACAGAGACGGACCACAAGUCCCAUCCUGUUAUACCUCUAAAGGAGGAAUAUGAAGUGAAGACGGCCCAGCUGGGGAAGAUAGAGGCUGAAGUUAAGCAGUUGAUCCAGGAGAGACAAAAGAAUAUUCAGGAGAUUAAAGACACAGUUAAACGCAUCAAAGCAGACGCAGACAGAGAGAUAGCUGAUGGUGUGCAGGUCCUCACUGCUCUGAUGCGCCGCAUUGAAAAGUGCCAGGAUGAUCUCAACCAAAUGGUUAAAGAGAAACUGAAAUCCACAGAGAAACAAGCUGAAGACCUCAUCAAAGAGCUGGAGCAGGAAAUAGAAGAUCUGACCAAUAGAAGCUCAGAGGUGAAGCGGCUCUCACACACUGAAGACCACCUCCACUUCCUCCAGGCCUUCAGAUCCCUGAAGGAUCCUCCACCCACCAGGGACUGGACCACGGUGGAGGUCCGUCCUCCGUCAUACGUAGGGACCUUGAGGAGAUCCCUGGAUCAGCUGGAGGAGACACUGAACAUGGAGAUGAAGAAGCUGCGUGAUGCUGAACUGAAGAGGUUCCAGCAGUAUGAAGUAGAUGUGACUCUGGAUCCUGAUACAGCUUAUCCCAGGUUCAUCCUGUCUGAGGAUGGGAAACAAGUACAUGAUGGAGGUGUAGAGAAGAGACUCCCAGACAACCCUAAGAGAUUUAAAUGGCGUAUUUUUGUUCUCACGAGGCAGAGCUUCUCCUCAGGGAGAUUUUACUUUGAGGUCCAGGUUAAAGACAAGACUGCAUGGUGGUUAGGAGUGGUCAGAGAGUCUAUCGACAGAAAAGUUCUGACAUGGGGGACCCCUGGGACGGGUUACUGGACUCUUUCCUACUACAAUGAUGGGUUGGUGUUUAAAGAUAACCCUUCUGUCUGUGUCCCUCUGAGAGCUGAGCUCCAGAAGGUGGGGGUGUUUGUUGAUUAUGAUGAGGGUCUGCUCUCCUUCUAUGAUGUGGAAGCCAGGGUUCAUCUCUACUCUGCUACUGGCUGCACCUUCACUGAGCCUCUCUAUCCAUUCCUCAGCCCAGGCCUCCGUGAUUAUCAAGGUAACAACUCUGCCCCCCUCAUCAUCUCACCUGUCAAUCAAACAGACUAGGACCUUUGUUUGGUAAUAAAAUAAUCAAACGACCAAAACAACUAAUGUUGUUUCCUGAAUUAGAAUCUCUACUAUGGGAGGUCUGAGAGAACUGUAUUCAUAUCUUACUUUUCACUGUCAUUUAACAAGGAAUAAUUCAUUAAGCCAGGAACACUGU